GGGCGGGGCCGGAAGUGCCGCUCCCUGGUGGGGGCUGUUCAUGGCGGUUCCGGGGUCUCCAACAUUUUUCCGGGUGGUGGCUGUAAAUCCGUUCGCAGCGGAGGCACCAGGGCUGGAGGUUCUUGCUGGUGUGAAAUGACUGAGUACAAACUGGUGGUGGUUGGAGCAGGUGGUGUUGGGAAAAGCGCACUGACAAUCCAGCUAAUCCAGAACCACUUUGUAGAUGAAUAUGACCCCACCAUAGAGGAUUCUUACCGAAAACAGGUGGUUAUAGAUGGUGAAACCUGUCUGCUGGACAUACUGGACACAGCUGGACAAGAGGAGUACAGUGCCAUGCGAGACCAGUACAUGAGGACAGGCGAAGGCUUCCUCUGUGUAUUUGCCAUCAAUAAUAGCAAGUCAUUCGCAGAUAUUAACCUGUACAGAGAACAGAUUAAGCGAGUCAAAGACUCCGAUGAUGUACCUAUGGUGCUAGUGGGAAACAAGUGUGAUUUGCCAACAAGAACAGUUGACACAAAACAAGCCCACGAACUGGCCAAGAGUUACGGGAUCCCAUUCAUUGAAACCUCAGCCAAGACCAGACAGGGUGUCGAAGAUGCCUUUUACACACUGGUGAGGGAAAUACGCCAGUACCGAAUGAAAAAACUCAGCAGCAGUGAUGACGGGACCCAGGGUUGCAUGGGGCUGCCCUGUGUGGUGAUGUAACACGAUACUUUAAAGUUCUAGCAUCAGAGGAGAGCCAUUGUCAAGCUGCACUGACACCCUGGUCCCGACUUCCCUGGAGGAGAGAGAAGUAUUCCUGUUGCUGUCUUCAGCCUCACGGAGAAGCCCCUGCCACUUCCCCAACUCUCAGUAGAUCAGUACAUCAUUCUCUGUUUGAGAAGUUCUCAGAAUAACUACCUCCUCACUUGGUUGUCUGACCGGAGAAAUGAACCUUUUGUUACUACUCCCCAAUAUUUCUCCACUCUGGGUUCUUCCCAGGUACACCUCUGCCCCCCAGGUUUCUCAUCUGAUAAGCAGUUCACACUCUGAAACAGAACCAAGCUGUAGACGUUAAAUUCUUUAGAAAACAAUGUCUCAAGCUCUAAUGUAGCAACUGCUGGAGAAUUUUUUUCUUUUUACUGUUGAACUUGGAACUAUAUUGGUUUUUGGAGAAAUGUCAUAACUGUUUUGCUGAGAAUAUAGUUAAUGUUGGUGUUUGGUUGUCUGUAACAUUAUCAGCUAUAUCUGUGAGCUGGCAUCUGCUCUGUAUUCGUCAGUGCAAAGGUGACUACAGACCUUUGAGUCUAUCCUAGUCUUCUUGACUUUCAUGCAGUGAAAUCUGACUUUCACAAUGAAGUGCCUUUUUCCUAGGAGUGGGUUGUGAACUCCCUUUACAACACUGCAGUGGAAUGGAUGUCUUGAAAACCGUUGUACACAACGGUGAAUGUCUGAGGUAUGAGUAGGGCUUGUCUACCUUUAAGAGAAAGAUAAUACAUAUCAUUCUUUAAGGGAAUGAUAACAGAUUCCAUUUCUUACAUUUGUGAAGUAUGCUUUCCGGAGACCUGUUUUUAGGUUCUCCCAAGAGAAAGAUGAAACUGGAAACAAGUAUAAAUAACUUCACUUAAUUUUUACCUGUGCUCCACCUUUUUUUUUCUUUUUUCUUUUUGGAAGGUUACUACCUAUCAGAUGUAAUUUGUUUUUUCUAGCUUACUGGUAAUCUAAUGUUCAGUGAACUUCCAUUCGUAUUUAAAUUUGGGGUAUAUCAGAAAGCUCUACAUUUGCAGGUGUGCAACAUUGUAAAAAUUUGAUGCAGUUUCGAUAUUGUGGUCAGUGGUUUUCCACAUUUUCAAUGCAUAUUCUGGUUCUGGUAUCUUAAUGAUGUAUGUGUCCAUAAUUGCCCUUAGUCCCUCACCCACUGCAGUUUGAUUACUUCACCCAAGUAAAGCAUGGUGCUAAAUGGACCGGGUCACCGUUUUGGAACUUGAGUGAGCCAGUUAGCAUCACGGAGGGAGGUGUCUUCCCCAUCUGCUCAUUGCACCAGCAACCCCAGCUGGUAGCUUUGCCAGGUGUGGGCUGUUAGUCCUGCACAGAAGGAAGAGGCCAAUUCACACAAGUCCUCCAUCGUAACUGGGGAAGCUUGGUGUCAUGAGGAGGACCAGCCUAGUGGUCUUUAUAAAUAAUCUACACUCUCUUCAGCCCCAUGGAAACUGAACGAUGCCAAUAUUUUUUUCUUGUGUUUUUAAGGAUGAGGGUACCUCAAUUUUUUUUUAAUCCCCACCAGAGAAGAUUUAUUGAUUUUUAGGAAAAGUGAGGAAGAGAAUAACGUCCAUUGGGCACUUCCUGUACAUCGAACUCGCAGUUUUCUGGUGCGUAGGGUGAUGCUCCAACCACCUGAACCUUCUGGCCAGGGCUCAGAUCAGUUUUUUUCUAAAUUUUCUUUAUUCAAGAUGUUCUUGAAAGGUUUUAAAACAAAAUGUUGAAUAAUUAGUCUGUGCAUAAAAGAUAAUAAAUGGAAAUGCUGGGUUUGUUCAGAACAAGAAGCCGCCUUUGGAUUAGAAUUGCUGUUUGAGAAAGGCAUGGAGACGGUGAAUUGUUAGUUAUGAGGAUUUGGAGGCUUGACUUUUCCACAUGCAAAUAAUAUCCUGGUAAUUCUAAUGAAACAGACAACUUGAUAAAACCUGGCCCAAAACGACCGCUUGCUGUCCUGGCCUGUUAGUAUGUAAAUGCUUGCCAGGGUCGUCCACCUUCUAACACGGAUUUUCAUGUACUGAGCACGCCCCACAUUGCCUCUGCAUGAACACAGAUGAGGGGGAGGCGUCCGGGCUGCCAGGCGGAGAGCGGUGAUCGCAGGGCUGUGGGCGGGUCUCCGCUGCUCGUGUCCCUGCUGCGUCCUGUCCCGUCUGUCGGGAGUAUCACUCUUCCCAAGGCUGGAUUGAAGCUUGUCAUCUCAGUUGUCAUCCUCGUGGUCUCCCGCAUUUUCUUCUUGUCCAUGUGACUGACAGUGUGAUUUUUUCUGAUGUCCAAUUAGGGGGAAAGAUGACUGAUUUGGGGCCCUGUGCCCACUGCCCGAGUGUGAGUGUACCCGAUGGUUUCUUCGGGUGUGUUGCGAGCACAGGCGUGUCUAAAGGGGCCAAAAUUCAGACUCGAAAGUGUUCUUUUAAUAGCGUCUUAAGCAGUUACAUUUAGGUGUGAAUUGUGGUGCAUUGGAGUGGUAGCGUUAGAGCGGCAUGCCGAAUCGCUUCAGCCAGUGCGGUGCAAAAGGUGGUGUCCAGAGUGUGUUUGCAGUUGCUGAAAGUAAUUCUGGUUUACCUCAAAAUCCAAAAGUCUCUCUCCCCAAAUCAAGUGCCUGGCCAGCUAUCUUAUAAACUACACGUCACUUUGGUUGUUUGUUUUUUAAAGGUUGUGUGUUCGAGAGUGCAAAGACGAUGUUCUGUCUGAAGGCUGCUGUGCCUGGUCUGUUAAGUGCUGUACCUGCUCCCACCAGUGUGCUGUCGAAUGUUACUUGGUGAUGCGCUUUAGGAGUGUAAUGGGUAAAAUUAUUCUCAAUGUACAUUCGAGUGGGGCCCACGUGUAGUUGUUCAGCAUCCUUUAAACUGCUGUGAAUUUUUUAUCUUGACUUGAAAGCAAGAAUAGAGAAACACUUUAAAGAGAUACUCCCCCCCCAUUCCAGAAUUGGUGAGUGUGAUCAUCCUCUGCUGUACAUUUACAGUCCUGAGCUCUUCUACGCAGGCAGCUACAACCAAGAACCAAAACGUGGUGCACUCAGCUUCUUGUAAUUCAUCUCUGCUAAUAAAUUGCAAGAAACAAGGGUAAUUGAGUAGGGAAAAUAUUUUAUUUGGGUAGUUUCCACAAAUGAGGGACUGUAACUCCUCAUACAUUAUUUCUCGUCUUGGCGGUGUGCCACGAAAUUAUUUUAAAGUGUUUCGUGUAAGAAUUGUUUGAAAAGUGUUCUUAUUAUCAGAGUAGUUGUAGAUAUAUUUCAAAUAUAACUGGCGAUUUUUAAAAGCCUGAGUACUGACCUAAGAAGCAGUUGUGUGAAUUCUGCCCUGGAGGGAGGGGACGAUCUCAGCAGAUGGUGUGUGACCUUCACGGGGCUGUGCCGUCACACGGGCAAAAAGGCCGGUGGACUGUGGGUUCUGCUGUUGAAACGGGAACCAUCGGCCGCUUGGCCCUACAUGGGAGGGCUGGGAUUCCAGGUUGCCUAUUGUAUUGUAAGUUAAUUCACCCUAAUUUUUAAAAUUGUGCUUGAAUGUUUUUCUUUUUAAAUGUUUAAACAAUAAAAACUGGAAGUUCUUGG
This is a messenger RNA of Artibeus jamaicensis (Jamaican fruit-eating bat), 4279 nucleotides long. RefSeq names its product NRAS proto-oncogene, GTPase (gene NRAS). Gene Ontology annotation, biological process: Ras protein signal transduction. Gene Ontology annotation, molecular function: GDP binding; GTPase activity; GTP binding. The coding region runs from base 136 to 705 and encodes 189 amino acids. The record is from RefSeq and is a predicted model, not a curated record. NCBI's taxonomy places the organism in Eukaryota, Metazoa, Chordata, Mammalia, Chiroptera, Phyllostomidae. The transcript has 7 exons. Gene Ontology annotation, cellular component: plasma membrane.